Molecule: messenger RNA, 2798 nt
Organism: Dryobates pubescens (Downy woodpecker)
Lineage: Eukaryota; Metazoa; Chordata; Aves; Piciformes; Picidae
Gene: COP1
Product: COP1 E3 ubiquitin ligase
Exons: 20
Coding region: 130-2286 (718 amino acids)
Biological process (GO): proteasome-mediated ubiquitin-dependent protein catabolic process
Molecular function (GO): protein binding; ubiquitin protein ligase activity
Source: RefSeq, a predicted model, not a curated record
CUUUUUUUUUUCCCUUCCUUCCCCUUUUCUUUUCUUCGAACGAACUUUAUUGUUCCUGCGCGCCGCGCGCGCGGGGAUGCGCUGAGGCCGCUGGAGCCUCGGCCCCGCUCCGCCCGGCCCGGCCUCGGCAUGUCGGGCAGCCGCCCGCCGCCGCCGCACCCCACCGCGCUGCCUGCUGCCACCCCGGCCUCCUCCUCUUCUUCCUCUUCCUCCUCCUCCUCCUCCUCUUCUUCGGCGGCCAUGGCGCCGGGCUCGUCCUCAUCGGGCGGCGCGGCGGCGCGGCCUGUGCUGGUGGCGGCCGCCGUGUCGGGCUCGGGAGCGGGGCUGGCCCGGCUGGCGGCGGCGGCGCGGCCCGGUAGCGGCGGCGGCGGCUCCUCCGCGGGGGGCGGCGGUAGCGGAGCGGGCGGCGGCGGCAGCAGCAGAAAGAGGCCGCUGCUCACCCCGCUCUGCAACGGGCUCAUCAACUCCUACGAGGAUAAGAGCAACGACUUCGUUUGCCCUAUCUGUUUUGAUAUGAUUGAAGAAGCCUACAUGACUAAAUGUGGACACAGCUUCUGCUACAAAUGUAUUCACCAGAGCUUGGAGGACAACAACAGGUGUCCCAAAUGCAACUACGUUGUGGACAACAUAGAUCAUCUUUAUCCCAACUUCUUAGUCAAUGAGCUUAUUCUUAAACAGAAGCAAAGAUCUGAGGAGAAAAGACUCAAAUUGGACCAUUCAGUGAGUAGCACCAAUGGCCACAGGUGGCAGAUAAUUCAAGAUUUGCUGGGGACUGACCAAGACAAUCUUGACCUGGCCAAUGUCAACCUGAUGCUGGAGUUGCUGGUGCAAAAGAAGAAGCAGUUGGAAGCGGAGUCCCAUGCUGCCCAACUGCAGAUCCUUAUGGAGUUUCUCAAAGUUGCCAGGAGAAACAAACGAGAGCAAUUGGAGCAGAUCCAGAAGGAGCUAAGUGUUCUGGAAGAAGAUAUUAAACGAGUAGAGGAGAUGAGUGGCUUGUACUCCCCAGUCAGUGAGGACAGUACGGUGCCACAGUUUGAGGCUCCCUCACCUUCGCACAGUAGUAUUAUUGACUCCACGGAGUACAGCCAGCCUCCAGGCUUCAGUGGCAGCUCUCAGACCAAAAAGCAGCCAUGGUAUAAUAGCACGCUAGCCUCACGACGCAAGCGACUCACAGCUCACUUUGAGGACCUGGAGCAGUGCUAUUUUUCCACCAGGAUGACACGUGUCUCAGAUGACAGCAGAACCACAAGCCAGCUGGAUGAGUUUCAGGAGUGUCUAUCCAAGUUCACGCGCUACAAUUCUGUCCGACCUCUGGCAACGCUUUCUUAUGCUAGUGACCUCUACAAUGGCUCCAGCAUAGUAUCCAGUAUUGAGUUCGACCGAGACUGUGACUACUUUGCCAUUGCUGGGGUGACAAAGAAGAUUAAAGUCUAUGAGUAUGGUACAGUCAUUCAGGAUGCAGUGGAUAUUCACUACCCUGAGAAUGAAAUGACCUGUAAUUCCAAAAUCAGCUGUAUCAGCUGGAGUAGUUACCACAAGAACCUGCUAGCCAGCAGUGACUAUGAAGGCACCGUCAUCCUUUGGGAUGGAUUCACAGGACAAAGGUCCAAGGUCUACCAGGAGCAUGAGAAAAGAUGCUGGAGUGUUGACUUCAACUUGAUGGACCCAAAGCUAUUGGCUUCAGGCUCUGAUGAUGCCAAAGUGAAGCUGUGGUCUACCAACUUGGACAACUCAGUAGCAAGCAUCGAGGCCAAGGCUAAUGUGUGUUGUGUCAAAUUCAGCCCUUCUUCUCGGUAUCACCUAGCUUUUGGCUGUGCAGAUCACUGUGUUCACUACUACGAUCUCCGCAACACUAAGCAGCCCAUCAUGGUGUUCAAAGGACAUCGCAAGGCAGUCUCCUACGCAAAAUUUGUGAGCGGGGAAGAAAUUGUCUCUGCGUCAACAGACAGCCAGCUGAAGCUGUGGAAUGUAGGGAAGCCUCACUGCUUGCGCUCCUUCAAGGGUCACAUCAACGAGAAGAAUUUUGUAGGGCUUGCAUCCAACGGAGACUACAUCGCCUGUGGAAGUGAAAACAAUUCCCUUUACCUAUACUAUAAGGGCCUCUCAAAGACACUGCUGACGUUCAAGUUUGAUACAGUCAAAAGUGUCCUGGACAAGGACCGGAAAGAAGAUGACACAAAUGAGUUUGUGAGUGCUGUAUGCUGGAGGGCACUACCAGAUGGGGAGUCCAAUGUGCUGAUUGCUGCUAACAGUCAGGGUACAAUUAAGGUACUGGAGCUGGUAUGAAGGUUUUUUGCUCAAGGCAUGAGGUACUUAGUCCUGCCAGUUUGCUACAGUAUUCAUCUGAGAUCCUCAGUGGGACAAGAAACCGAAACCACCUUGGAUGUCCCUCCCCAAAACCAUCAUGUUUGGGUUUUUUCCAUUUAUGGACUUUAUAGGACAUUUUGAGACACUGGAAACACCAGUGAACUGUCUGCCAUCAACAUUAACUCCACAGACUUUGCUGCUGCUGGUGCUGGUGGUAUGCUUGUCUAAUUUUUAUGAUAGGAAAACAAAUUCUUUUGAAUAAAAAUACACACAAAAAAAAGGAAUAAUAAAAUUUAUUGAGCCACAAGCUGAAGCUGGAAGAUUCUGUCUUGUGUGUGGGAACAGAGGUACUUGGGAAGGGAGCUUACAGGACCACUUAGGGCUGUCCUCAGUUGCACAUCUCCAUUGGUUUCAUCUGGACUGUUCUUCAUCCCCCCUGGAGAAAAGGGAAGUCUCCAAGCCUUACUUGGACAUGCAGGCUUCACUCUGAG